GUUUGUUUUUCUUCUUUUUUUUCAAUCUUUUCCUAUUUUACUUUUAUUACUUUCCUUUUUUUAUAAUCCAAAAUGUCGGAAUCAAAAUCAGGCGACCAAAAUCAAUCACAAAAAACAUCGAAUAACUCCAUUAAUAAUAAUAAUAAUCGUGAUAAUAGUGAUAAUAAUAGUAAUAGUAAAACAAGUAAUAAUAAACCAAUCGAGCAGGAACUCGUAUUUAUUCUUGAGAAUGGAACUGAGCCAACCCCAGUAAGAGCAAUUAAAAGGCCUGAACCUCAGCUUCAUUCUCCUGUCCAUGUACCAUUUCCACCAGCUAUAAAUGCGGCCGAUCUAAUUAGAACAAAUAAAAGUGGUGCACUGCUAGCCAGAUGUACGAAUAAGUUUCUAAUUUAUCGUAAUGAAUUUGCCAGAGAAGUUCGUGCACAAGGAUAUAAUCUUUCUAUGAGUGAAGUUUCAUGUUUAGCGGCUCAAGCAUGGAAACAAGAACCUAAUUAUGUUAUUAGGAAAUACGCUGAUAUAGCUCAUGAGGUUAAAUGGUUACAUAAACAAUUGUCAAGGUCGAAUUCACGAAACAGAAGGAGGAAUUCUUCAAAUCAUCUCACUUCUCCUGUUGAGGAUGAUGAACAGACAAUUUACACAACUAGACAAAAAAGAGCUAAUUUAUUAACUCAACAAUUUCCUUCUGAAAUGUAUCAUUAUAAUAAUUUACACUAUCAACAGAAUAUUAUGUCUUCUCCAUUAACUCCAUUAACUCCAUUAACACCUACAAUGUAUUCUCCUACUUUUAUGUAUCAUCCUAGAAUCUCCGAGGUUAUUACAUCGGAUAUUCCUUUAAAUGCAACUACAAUGUUUACCACUUCAUUGAAGGAAGAAAGAUUUUUAAAUAAUUCUGCUAAUUUGGAAAUGAUUUCUUCUUACGAAAUUCCUGCUAAUUAUUGUGAUGAAUCAUUUUCAAUGCCUUCUAGAUGGGUAUAUAGUAAUCAACAACCAUAUUUGCAUAGCUCUUAAAAAAAAAAAAAGUCUGUUAUAAUAUCCAGUAAUUAUUUUAUGAUUAUGUUUAAAAUUUACAAGUUUUUUCU
Molecule: messenger RNA, 1079 nt
Organism: Rhizophagus irregularis DAOM 181602=DAOM 197198
Lineage: Eukaryota; Fungi; Glomeromycota; Glomeromycetes; Glomerales; Glomeraceae
Source: RefSeq, a predicted model, not a curated record